UGCUGCGCGAUUUCGGUGAACAUUUUAACCACAAAUGAAGAAAUUAAAUUGACAAUGUAAUCCAUUCUCCUCCCAUUUAAGUCACACCCAUGUCCGCUCUUUUGUCUUCCGAUAGCCGGCAAACGACAAGACACGGACGAACGAACGACAACCGAUAGUAACGCUUACCUUCGCGGAGCUACGCCAGCAUUGGAUAGAAUUGAAAUAAUUUCAAAGAUAAAACCUGAAAAAUGUGUCGCGUUUAGCGGGAAGCGAACAUAUCACACAUUCAGUUGUGCAGAUGGGUUACGCAAAAAAAAAAAAAAAAAAAGACUCGCACCACCGUCGAACCGACGCCAUACGUAAUGUUGUUUUGGGAAUAGCGUCCAGCGGCCGGCUGUACAGAUGCGUUACGCAAAAUCAUUUCCGGAAUACAGUAGCACUUAAGCCCCCCCCCUUACUUCCGUCAACUAUCACGAAAACACGCCAAUUAUUUAUGUAUAUAUAUUUAAAAAAAACUGUCUUUAACUAGAAUAGUGAUUGGCUAAAAUCUAUUUUUAUUUUUAAAAUCCUGUUCUUCAUUACCCGGUGAAUUUAUGUAAACUACAUACGUAAACUAACCUCAGAUCUGCAACAAACGUCUGAACUUGAAUAUGCGUAAUUGACUCAAUAAGUGCAUAUUUUGUAAACAACGACACCAGUUAGUUAAUAAGUUCAUUAAUUAACCCAAUAUAUUACAAAUUAUCUCUCGUCAACUGAGCCUUGCCGCGCAAAAAUUGCGUCAGUGAACAGCAAUUAGAAGUCAAGCUAAUUUGCUAAUGCUAAAGCUAAAGUAAACUGAAACUAAAAUGGCAUAUCAAAAUACAACUAGUGCCCUUGAUAGGCUCCUCUGCCGGUUAGUCAUUGAAAUGCGUGAGCUUUUCCAGAAGAAGAAUGAUCUUGAUCGAGAGGUUGAAGUUUGUAAAGCCGACAUUGCCGAGAAGAGGACAUGUAUUGAAACGACACGCGCACAUAUCAAGGCAUUGGAAGAGGACGCUGACGUCAAGCGCAACAAUUUGAAACACAACCAGGCAGUGGCAAAAAGCAUGAAGGUAACACAGGGUUUGCUCCAGCAGUACAACCACACUUUGAAAGGAGAACUGGAGAGCGUAAAAGCCAGUUACAUCAGUGAUAAGGAAGUCUUUGAAGAAAAAAUUGCAAGCUACAAGAAGCUGUUUCAGGAACAUCAAAAGCCGUUGGCGCACAAGCUGCAAGCGCUAAAUGACGACACCGAGAGUCCAAUCGUGGCAGUGGAAGCCAAGCGAGGGGGCGGGGCCUAUGUCACAGAAUCUGGUGCUCCUUGUUCCUCCUUAGAGAAAGGACCAGAGAGUGACCUUCAUCGGCAGUCCACCACAACAGCAGCCAUGGAAAUGGAGACUUCACGUGUGACGGAAUCCACGAGUCACGUCUCCGCUGUGAACGUCACUGAGACAAAUUCGUCAUCCUUCUGUCUUGAUUGGUCUUGUUUGGACUCGAUGCGACAAACGAAGAGAUGUCUGAGCGGUCCACAAACCUCCGGGGAUGGGAACCCUGAGGGAAUGGACGCGCAAAGCGAGGCCCAGGAAUCAUUUUUCUUCAGCGCUGAUGAAAGAAGAAGCAACGAGCAACACGUGAGGGCAGAAGUUCAUCGUAGACCAGAUGAGAUGUCCAGUGAAGAUGAGGGGGACAAGGAGAUCGGACCAUUGAGCCAAGGAAAACAGUCGGCUGCGUCGGAGGAAGAGGAGUCGGCACGCGGGCAAAUGGAGGAAGGCGCUCCGGCAGAGGAGGAAGAGGAGCCGGCACCGCAUGAACACGUGGCACAACCUCAGUCCUCCGCUGUGCCCAGAACGCCAACAUUCCAGUUGAGCUUCAGCCCGGCCGAGUCGCCACUUCAGGGCCUGUCCGACACCAAGUCUCCAGCCUUCAGGUUCUCGCUCAACUCUAAUCCCAGCACGCCGGGUUUCUCCAGUUUCCUCUUCGAUGCGGUCUCCUCCAACGAUGAGCCGCUGUCGUUCCCAUUCAGCAGCUCCUUUUUCACCGACAAGAAAAACGAGGAGAGCAAAUCGGGAGACCUGGACUUCCUGUUCAACCAGCUAGAGAGCGACGACUUCCAGUUCCCCUUCACCGCCGAGAACCCCGCGGAUAACAUGGACAACACCGCCGACUUACCCUUUUCGUUCAACUUUUGAGGGAAGGCAUUCGCAGUUUGCGUUUCCGCAGCAAUGAGAAAGUUGUUCAGAAAAUGUUUUUGGGAAACGUUGCAUGGACGUUCUGUGUUUUGGCAGCUGGUUGCACGUUUCAAAGUCCGUGAUUAAUUGCACGUGCCGGUCUACAUGAAAACAUAUCUCUGGGAAUUUAGACUUGAAGUCUCAACAUAUGAUUUAUAUUUGCCUUAAUUUGAAUCCUUACCUUUGUUCUGAAACGACUAAAGCUCUGGAAACUGUAUUCUCGGGCCAGGAAUACUGCACUCUGUCAUUUUUGUUAACUGGACGGCGGGAUCAAACUAUCACCGGGUUUCAUUCAAAACAAUCAACGGUGAAAUGAUCAAUUUGCAUGUUUCUAUUUUGGGGAGGGUGGGGGGCAGGUCGUUUCUAAGCGUUUUAAUCUCCAAUAUUGCUUCUUGGGGCUAAUCUCUCUCUUUGUACUGGUUUGGUUUCAUUUCUCCAGCAGUGUCCCAGUUAAAGAUCAAUAAAUAAUUCAAUCACUC
Messenger RNA from Syngnathoides biaculeatus (alligator pipefish), 2704 nucleotides. RefSeq lists its product as uncharacterized. The record is from RefSeq and is a predicted model, not a curated record. Lineage: Eukaryota; Metazoa; Chordata; Actinopteri; Syngnathiformes; Syngnathidae. Bases 828 to 2186 code for a protein of 452 amino acids. Gene Ontology annotation, biological process: homologous chromosome pairing at meiosis; meiotic DNA double-strand break processing involved in reciprocal meiotic recombination; oogenesis. Gene Ontology annotation, cellular component: central element. The transcript has 14 exons.